AUGUCAACCCCCCGGUUUUCGGCCGAGCCGUUGGAAGACUCGACGAACAAAGAGAUCGCACGUCGCCGGAUUGCACUACCGGCAUGGCUGGAUCAUUUCAAUGCGCGCGACCUCAAAGUGCUCUUCCGCUGCUGGGCCGCCGCAUGGGUCGCAUCGCUGUUGAUUGUCAUCGGCCCUGCCUUGCAUAGGAUCGGAAUCGCCACCUUCUUCGCCGGUCUGGUGCUGUACAUCGUACCCCCGGGCGGCAUCUUAUUCGUGUACCUGCUAGCCUCCCUAUCCCUCCUAUUUGGCAUGUGCCUCGCCUGGGCAUGGGGCCUUUUAACCAUGAAAGGUGCUCUUGCGGCGCGACCAAAUGAGCAGACACAGGCUCGUCUGCAAGCGCUGCAACAGCAGGUUGCCGCGGACGCUCAACAAUCCGGCCUGCCGGCGUCAUUCUUGACCCAGAGGGCUGUGUACGAUGGGUUCAUGCUGGAUGCGCGAGUGACCGUAGUAUUUUACGUCAUGAUCUGUCUAUUCGUGUACACCGUCUCACGACUCCGCGUCGCCAACCAAAAGUUCGCGCUGGCCCAGAUAUUCGGCGUCAUUAUCGUGGAUUUAUUCCUAGUGUUUGGGCCCAUCCUUCCAUCAUUCUCGGCGCUUCUGCCCAGGGUCCUGGUCGAGCCAGGAGCCAUUGGCAUUGGUGUGGGUGUCGCCUGCAAUGUCGUCUUCUUCGCGCAGUCGGCAUCGAGUGCCGUCUUGGCGAAGACGCAGCAACUGGUGAGCAUGAGCGAGAAGCCACUGCAAUGCACUCGCUCGCGUUUCUCGGGGAGAGCGGUUGACCUGGGCGAGCUCGAGGCAUCCAAAGCGAGCACUAUAGCACUCUUCAAAGCCACCGAGCCAGCGCUCGCGUUCCUUCCGGUAGAUGUAUCCUGGGGCCGAUGGAGUCCCGAGGAUGUCAAGUCAUUAUACCAGCCCUUGCGGCGCGCCAUGGUUGCCGGCCUCUCGCUGCUAGAUUUCCACAUAUCACAUAUCAGAACCGACAAACAGCUAGAGAAGAUGCCUCGACCCUCGGUCGAAGGUCCUAACAUCGCUCCCGGGGAAAAGCCACCGCGCGUCGGUCGCCAUCAACUACAGGAAAGCGCCUAUCUCAUGCAAGCACUGCGGAGCCCGGAGGAGGCAGAUAUUCGCGCACAUACUCGCGACGCCUUACAGGCCUCGACCGCCGAGAUGUUACAUCUUUCCUCGGAGUCGCUCAGCUGGGUGGGCCAGAUUAUCCACACCGUGAACUCGGAACGUUGGCUUCGUCGCACGUCUUUAGAUCGAAUCACUCACCUGAUCACUCGGGGCCAGAGUCUUCGGAGCAGCCUUGAAUCAUCACGAGAAAGGUCCCGGACAGAAACCACAGCGCGCCUACUGGAAAGCCAUGCAGAGAUGUUUGACGCCACUGGGCAGCUCAAGAGUCGUGAUCAACUAGGCCCUCAUUCUCUUCGAGGUCUUGUUCUCGGGAUGGUCGUCGAAGAGCGCAUCCUCGGUGCCGCAGAAGCCAUCGAGGAUUUGCUGCUGCAUGUCACGCGCUUGCUGCAAGAUCGCACCAAACUCCGACUCUGGCUGCCGUCACGUCUCCGGCAUGCCUUCUCCUGGCUGGUGAAUCGGCGUCACCCAGCCCCGGCACCCGAUCUACCGGCCAACGGAGGAAGCGAUCCAGACCUCGUGGCGGAGCAGACGGAAGAAUGGCUGACCAACGCUGGCGGGAUGUACGCCCUGCGCAUGGUGGUGGUGACCAUCGCGACUGCAAUCCCCGGGUCCCUUCCGCACACGGCGGGCUUCUAUUACCGCGAAAAGGGCAUAUGGGGUCUCAUCACGGCGCAAACCACGCUACUAGUCUAUAUGGCCGACUUUACCGUCUCCCUGGUCGGCCGCACGGUGGGUACCGUGGUCGGCGGUGUCCUGGGCAUGGCGGCCUGGUAUAUCGGGUCGGGAAACGGGCCGGGUAAUCCGUACGGAUUGGCCGCCAUCACAGCGGUCAUGACGCUGGUUCUUAUGUGGUGGCGUCUCUUCUUGCCACCGGUGUUCACGAUGGCGGCCAUCAUGAGCGGUGCGACGUUCAUGCUUGUCCUCGGCUUUAGCUACGAUGACACGCACAUGCCGCAGUACGGGCUGCCCGGGCACGGAUAUACAGCCUUCUACAAGCGACUUGUCACCGUGCUGCUGGGAUUUGUGGCAGCUUUCGUCGUGCAAAUCUGCCCUCGUCCGCCGUCAGCAACCCGACACACAUGCAAGACGCUGUCUAACACGGUACGCACCUUGUCAGAUCAUUAUGCUCUUCUCCUGUCGCACUGGGGACGCGCACACCCUGACGCUAGGGAGGGCAAAACCAGGCCUGUCGGUGCCGUUGCGGAGAAGAUCUCGUUGGAGGUUGCUGAGACCCUUCUCUCGGCGCAGCAGAGCAUAGCGCUGCUCCGGUUCGAGAUGACACUGGGUCCAUUCGAUUCACAGACCCUCUCGCAAGCGGUCCGUCUAUGUCAGGACAUGAACCAAGCCUUAGGGCGACUACUGUUACUCUCAGAUACCCUCCCUGGUCACUUUCAGAGUCGAUUAUCCCACGCCGUCGGAAUCCUUGAUGAUUAUCAUAUCGGUGACAUCAUGGGCGUCCUCAGUAUCAUUGAACAGGGAUUGCGACUGGGGCUUCCUCUCCCGGAACGACUCCCCACGCCGUUGCUUAAACGCUGCUACGAGUCAUGGCACGAGCAGCACCGAGAAGCGCAGUUGAGUACCGAGCUUGUCCGAGACGAGAACUAUCGUAGGUACUGCGUCGGGGUAAGCGCUUAUCUCAAGUUCUUAGCCGCGAUAGAUGAGAUGGUCCUAGUGUUGAAGGGAUCAUUGGGCGAAUCGCAUCUCGUUAGACGCUGGGACGGGGAUGAAGUGGUUUAG
This is a messenger RNA of Aspergillus melleus, 2910 nucleotides long. RefSeq lists its product as uncharacterized. Lineage: Eukaryota; Fungi; Ascomycota; Eurotiomycetes; Eurotiales; Aspergillaceae. The coding region runs from base 1 to 2910 and encodes 969 amino acids. The transcript is spliced from 2 exons. The record is from RefSeq and is a predicted model, not a curated record.